UUGUUCACAUACAGCUCCAUACAUACGCUCGGCACUAAACACAGGUCCUCGGACAACCGACCGACAACGAUUGCAAAUCAAUCAGUUCUCCUCCCCCGCAAAAAUGAUGCUCGCCCGUGCCAACCCUGUGCGCUCUAGCGCUGCUGUGCGCAGCACGCGCAAGCUGACGAUUACCUGCGUGGCUCGCCCGUCGGGUGCGCGCCCAGUCGUGAAGGCUGAGCAGGCGGAGUCGCCCGCUUCCACCGCGCUGAUGGUCGCCAGCGCUGCCCUGGCUCCCCUGCUGCUGGGCGCUGAUGCCGCCCACGCCGCCGACGGCGCCUACGGCCUCCUGGAGGGCCGCACCGUGGCUCUCAUCCACCCGGCCGUGAUGGGCUUCCUGUUCUUUGGCACCCUGUACGCCGGCUACCUGGGCUGGCAGUGGAAGCGCACCCGCGAGCUGGGCGAUGAGAUCCGCGACCUGAAGAAGGCGCUGCCCGCCGCCGGCCCCGACGGCGUGCGCCCGCCCUCGCCCAACGACUCGGUCAUCGCCUCCAAGGAGAACGAGCGCAAGGAGCUGCUCAAGGGCGAGUACCGCGACAAGCACUGGUGGUGGGGCUCGCUGCUGCUGGCCUCCGGCACUGGCAUUGCUAUUGAGGGCUGCGUGAACACCUUCAUGCGCACCGGCAAGCUCUUCCCCGGCCCCCACCUGUACGCCGGCGCCGCCAUCGUGGGCCUGUGGGCCGCCGCCGCCGCGCUGGUGCCCGCUAUGCAGAAGGGCGACCAGAACGCGCGCAACGCGCACAUCGCGCUCAACGCCGCCAACGUGGGCCUGUUCCUGUGGCAGGUGCCCACCGGCCUGGAGAUCGUGGGCAAGGUCUUCCAGUUCACCUCGUGGCCGUAAAGGCGCGCGGGCACGUGGACGUGGACGUGUGUGUCUACAAUAGUUCGGACGGUUGGAUGAAGCUGCAAGAGGAGGGCUUUGGAGGUAGCAGUGAGAGCAACGGCGCCCAAUUGUUUGCGCGUGAGAGAAGUGAGCUUGUGGUAUGGGUGCGACAAGUGCAUGUAUGAUGAGAGGGUUAUGAGGUAUUACAGGUGUGUAAGCCGCACUUGGGCUACUGCGCGCAACUCACGUGACGCGCAGUUUGAGACUGGAAUUUUGCUGUCACUAGGCGUAGGCGGUAUCAGGUCGAGCUGAACUAUUAGCAGCAUUGCCCUCGCUCCCGCCCCCCUGGUAUUUCCACAGUGGUGUGAGCUCAUGGUUGAAUGUGUUUCGGGUAUGAUGUGCGGGUGCAAUAUUCCCGCACAGACCGGCUGAGUGGCUCUGGUACAGUGGUGCACACUGAUUGACACUAGAGAGUUGAGAGGCACAAAUGAGACGUUUGGCACCGCGUGGCCGUGUAGCAUGAGUACGCAAGACGCCUCUCGCCCUUCCCGAGCAUCCAACGUUUGGGAUUUCGUCUCUUGCGCUCAACCGCUUCAGAUAACCUUGCAAUCUGACUGCAG
Chlamydomonas reinhardtii is the source of this 1482-nucleotide messenger RNA. RefSeq lists its product as uncharacterized. The transcript has 3 exons. NCBI's taxonomy places the organism in Eukaryota, Viridiplantae, Chlorophyta, Chlorophyceae, Chlamydomonadales, Chlamydomonadaceae. The coding region runs from base 104 to 880 and encodes 258 amino acids. Gene Ontology annotation, cellular component: chloroplast thylakoid. The record is from RefSeq and is a predicted model, not a curated record.